Molecule: messenger RNA, 2978 nt
Organism: Pangasianodon hypophthalmus (striped catfish)
Lineage: Eukaryota; Metazoa; Chordata; Actinopteri; Siluriformes; Pangasiidae
Gene: cisha
Product: cytokine inducible SH2-containing protein
Exons: 3
Coding region: 627-1301 (224 amino acids)
Biological process (GO): phosphatidylinositol phosphate biosynthetic process; intracellular signal transduction
Cellular component (GO): phosphatidylinositol 3-kinase complex
Molecular function (GO): 1-phosphatidylinositol-3-kinase regulator activity
Source: RefSeq, a predicted model, not a curated record
GGGGGGAGAAAAUGGAAACACGCACUACAUUUUGCAAUAAACCUAUUUUAUGACUCAACACAUUCCACAUUGCAAAUGAAGCUGUUAUGAAACGUGGUAAAACUGGUGUGAUCCAUGUGUUUGCUAAAACUGGCUAAAAAUGGGAGUUGUACCGGGAAUGAUUGGGGGCGACUCUGAGAGAAAGUCACUGAUGGCGUCAGAGGCGCUGAGACGCGCGCGCUGAUUCGGAGAAAAGUCGUUCCUGGAACUCAGGCGGAAUCAGCACACCAAAGCCCACAGUUGUUUCGGCUACACUUUUAGGCUGGUAACCGGCUGAAACACUAUUCAUUAGCGCAAAUCGUACCGGAUGCUGUUUCAGCUACAUCUUUGCUCCUGGGUUAUUCAUUUCUAACGUCGGCGGAUUUCACAAAGAGAGCUGCGAUACUGUUAGAGAGGCUCGGGAGAAGGUUUUUAGAUCGCGGCGACGCACCGAGUCCCAACAAACCCCAGCUCAAGCUCAGACCCAAGCUCAAACCCAAGCUCAAACCCAAGCUCAGGCUCAGGCUCAGGCUCAGGCUCAGGCUCAGGAGCGGCUGAGAAACUUUCAGAGGCGGUUGAGGAACCUGACUGAAGCCUUCACUCAUACGAUGAUCCUCUGCGUUCAAGGUCCCAGGGCUCUGUUAGGAGACUCGCAGUCUCAGGUGGUUCCUCUCGGGGUUUCAGACCUCUCUUCCUCAUCAGCACGUUGUCUUCACAGCACCCCCAAGUUCUGGGACCCCAGCAAAGACUGGUGCACCAUCACCAGCAACUUCUGUUACCUUGAUGCAUCAGGGUGGUACUGGGGCACCAUCACAGCCAGUGAGGCCCAUUCACUCCUUGAGGCGGCCCCAGAGGGCACGUUUCUCAUUCGGGACAGCAGUCACCCUCUCUACAUGCUGACGCUAUCAGUCAAAACGGGACGCGGCCCCACUAAUGUGCGCAUUGAGUACAGUCACGGGCGCUUCCAGCUUGACUCGAGUUCACCGGCCCGAGCACGUCUGCUCUCUUUCCCUGACGUGCUGAGUCUGGUGCAGCACUAUGCUACCUCAGCGAGGGGACGCGACACGGCUCAGGAUGAGGAGUGUGAUCCUGUAACUCCCCCGGUACCUAAGGAGUGUGCUGUGCUGCUUAAGCUGAAACGUCCACUCCGCCAGCCUCAGGCUUUUCCAUCCCUACAGCAUCUUGCACGCUUGGCUAUUAAUCAGUACACAGCCUGCCCAGCAAAGCUGCCCUUACCAAAGCCAUUACUGCAGUACCUACAGAAGUACCCUUUCCAGCUCUGACAUCACCAUGGAAACACCAACUUGAACAUAAAAGAGAGGAAGCUGAUGUCAUUAAUGAAAAUGAUGCAGGUGAAAGCUCAUUUCCAGGGGAAUGGGACUUUGGCUCACUAACCAAUGGUGGCUAUAUUUAAAGCUCUAGAACACUUUCUCUUUUGUUUGUUAUGACUAAUUUAUGCUUUGGACUACCUUUUUUUUCUCCUGUGGGAUAAAUUAGAUUUCCUGUUCCCAAAUAUAGACUAAAGUGGAAAUUCACUGGAACCUGAAAGAAUAUCAAAUGACAAAUAGAAAGACGUUUGCAGCUAAUCGAUGUCAGCAUUCAAAUGAUGUUUGUAGGAUAUGGUGUAACUAGUUUUAUUACCCCACAACUUUGGAUGAACCUUUAAAAAAAGACUUGGAGACUACUGUGGGUUUGAUUCUCCCAAAACAUAGCCUGUCCCUAAGGUCAUAUCACUUAUUUUCAGUGAUUGUUUGAUUAAAAAAAAAAUGAAAGCUACACAAUUUUCCCCAUGGCUUGAGCUACAUGGCUAAUGAAGCUAAGUUAAAGACGCAUAUAGAGCUGUUUUAGCAUAGUUAAAACUCCAUGCUUAAAUCAUCACACACUUGCCUAAAACUAUGGUGUUAUCUGAAGUAGAAUUGUUAUUGUGGUUUCGGACAGUGUAUAACACUGUUAUUUGCUAUUUUUCUUGUUAAAAAAAGGUCAAAAAUGACAUUUUUCUUUCCUCAGAAACUAUCACUCUGCACUAUCAGCAAACUCAGACUAGCUACUUUAGCUAGCUACAGAGCGAUCCAUAGACUGGGAUAUAGCCAAAAUAAACAAUGUUUACUUCAGGUUCUUUGCUCAGAGGUAGAUUUUAUAGAAAAAUGAUAGUACAGCAGAUUUAGGUGUGUUUUUAUAAUGAUACUUUUUCUGAUUUUUCACAGUUUUCUAUGAUUUAUUUUCUUUUUGCAUCCUAGAACACAAACACAGCUAUUGUAGCUAGUUAACUUAGCCCAGCUAGUUAUUGUUUACAUUAGCAAUAUGCUCAGAGUAUAGCUAUCCGACAAAGUUUGAAAACUAAUAUUAAUCGUUUUUCAUUUUUAGCUUUUAAUUUUUUUAAACAUCAAGUUAUGAAACAAAUUGCUAUUUUGAAUAGGAAUUGUUAAUGGUAUUACUUAGUCAGAUGAUAUCCUUUAUGACAAGCGUGUGAUUAUUUUGGAGUUCUGUUUGCACAGUGCUAAACUAGCAACUAGAAGCCUCCCUUACUUGUUAGCUACAAAACUCAAGGAGCAAACACCAGACUCCAAACAUAAUUUGGCCGACUAACAAGAAUUAUGGUUAGGGAAAAUUUGUGUAAAUUUCAUUUUUGGACUGUUCUUAAAUUCUUAAUUUCUUACAGAGACAAACAAGGGUGAGGGGCUGCCAGUGAGCACACCAACAUUAAGUCAAAGCCCUGUGUUGUCUCUCUUGCUUUCCUUUUUACUUUUUCUACGCAAAAUUCGUUCUGGUACAUAUUACUAUAUAAUCAGUCCAGAAUAAUUUAUUUUUUCUGUCCCCACAAUGUGGGUGUUUGUAUAUAUUUAUGGACAAAGAUCCUUUUUAUUUUGUAAUAAAAGAAAAAUACUGAACCGUUCAAGCUCUUUCAUGUGAUCUUAUUAAAUAUAUUUAUGUUAAUAAAUAUAUUUAUUUAUUGACUUUGA